Molecule: messenger RNA, 843 nt
Organism: Ilyonectria robusta
Lineage: Eukaryota; Fungi; Ascomycota; Sordariomycetes; Hypocreales; Nectriaceae
Exons: 2
Source: RefSeq, a predicted model, not a curated record
AUGCCGCAGCAAGCAGACGAGCCGGACCUACAGAUGCUUGUUGAAGCCCUAGACCGGGUCUUCUUCCGCCGCUGCAUCGCCGGCCUCGGGGCGCUGCCGCACAUCGGCCGGCUCUACCUGGCCAGCCCCCACCUGCAGGAGACUCACAGCCGGCCCUUUGGGCCCCUGCAGGAAAAGGACAGCAUGGAUCGAUAUCUGCGCUAUAGCAAGCGCUUUCUCUGCUACUGCCUACGGGUUCGGACGCUUGAGCCGGCCGAGCUAGCCACACAGCACGCUCUUAUUCUUACCCCAAUGCAGCGAGGCCAGCUUGCAAGGCUUGCCCGUCGGCUCGAGCAGGCCGUGGCGGCAGGCUGCAGCUAUACCCAGGUUGAAGAAGAGGUCCUACAGGCUUUAGCCAGCUUUUGGAUGCAGCGCCUUCCUGCCGACCCCUUUGCGAGCCCGCUGUGGCACUUUGUCGCCGUCCUGGGGAUCAACAAGCAAACCGGGCAGCUGCAGCCGGCCCAUCUAUUUACAGGCACUCUAGCCGGCCUCGUAUAUACAGGCCGAGCUGUUGUAGCCGAGGCGGCGAUCCCCAGCAGCCAGCGGGCGGCACUGACAGAUCUGCCCGAGCAACUGCAUGCAGCAAGAGAGAGCUGGCUAUGUAAGACCAGCUUUGCACCAAUGGGCUAUAUCUUGAGCCUGCUGCUCUACGGUCGGAAGAUUGCAAUGGAGACCGGCAGCCGGCUUGCAGUCUUGUGGAAUGCUGAAGGAACCCUGCUUUACUACCACGGUCAGCCUCUUGCAAUAGAUAGCAUCCGGCAGCUAGUGGCCAGAAUGACGGCAGAUGCUGAAGAUCUUCUAUGG